Messenger RNA from Carassius carassius (crucian carp), 2963 nucleotides. RefSeq names its product PPP2R1A-PPP2R2A-interacting phosphatase regulator 1. The transcript is spliced from 9 exons. The record is from RefSeq and is a predicted model, not a curated record. NCBI's taxonomy places the organism in Eukaryota, Metazoa, Chordata, Actinopteri, Cypriniformes, Cyprinidae. Bases 833 to 1492 code for a protein of 219 amino acids.
AGGCGCUGUUGUACAAUGGGAUGCACAAUCUCUAUUUGGUUGCGGGAAAUAUUGUUUUAUUUUCUAAAUUAAGAAAUGACCGAAAACUUUUAGUGUAUCCCGUGUUCAAGACUGUACCAGCAGACACUUUCAGCUGAGGAUGCCUUCACCGACAGAGCAGACGAUCACAUGUUUGAUCGGGAUGGUGUUAUGUCAUUUUUCCGACUGCUUUACAAACUAACGUUAGCAGGUAAACUUGAAAAAAUAAGCCGUGACAGAAGGCUUCACCUUUAUCGCGACAUUUGACAGAAAAGACCUGAAUGGUUAUUUUUCUGACCACUCUGAUCCGCGUUAAUUCGCUUAUGUGCUGUUUUUGCUUUUCGAUGUUUUAUUUGCUCUGUUCGGAUAAAUUGGAUUGGAUUAAAAAGCCAAAGGACCUUGUCGAGUUGGUGGCUUUGCAUUGAAAAUAGUGCUGAAUAUACCUAUCUUGUGGACUGAAUGCGAAAAGUCUCUUUAAUGCACAGAAAUACUUGUAUUUGCUUCAUGUUUACGCCGACGAAAUCAACCUGAUGAGUUUAUACUAAGUUUGUGUGCGAUCCGAUAAACCAGCUGUGGCUCGUGCUCACAGCUGUUCUUUAAAUUAGUCUAUCCAGCUGACGCUAUUUCGUUUAAAAAAUUCAACAAAAUGCGAUAGACACUGGAAAGCAGCCCACUCAGUUAAAUUGGAUCGGGUGUUUUGGCGUGAGGCCUGCUGGUCGGGCUUUUGCCGGGUGAGAUUUGGGGGUAAGGCCGCAUCAGGUCGCGUUCAGGUCGGCCGUGAGUGUCGCGCAGUCCCGCUGCCAGAGGACGAGCUAUGGAGAGGAUGGAGGUGGACCAGUGCGCAGGCGCAGGAGGACCCCUCCGAAGGUCCAACAGCGCCCCCAUGAUCACGAACGUCAGUGAUGGGACGACAGUAUUCAGCUCGAAUAGUUCGGCUCGGUAUCGUCGGAGCAGCGUUUCUGUGAACCCGAGCUGUCCCUCACGGCCCCUUCCUCUGUCCCCAUUCUCGCUGUCUUGUGAGAGAUCCGAACACAAGAGACAGAUUGAGAAUAUGGAGCUCACUUUGAGGGGAAGUUUACAGAGGCUAAGUGCCUCUCCUGCUGUUCACUUCCCUCCUGUGGGUCAUUGGCAUGACCAUCUGUCUCCAGGCUUCCAUUCCCAGGACAGUGGUGUUACUCCUAAUUCCUCACCCAGUCCAACUCGAAGGUUUCGAGGAGGAUCAGUGAGCUCUGGAGUGAGAUGGCCAUCAGUUGCACCUUUGAAAAGGAAAGGUGGAGUGGAAUCGGACGGUCCACCCAAAAAGCUCUUUGUCGCUGGAGUCACAGACCCUGCUCACAUAACCAGUUACACAGUCAGUGUUUCCCAGCCAGUGGACUCUUCCUCUGGGACUGCUCCUGUUGGUUCAAACACCCAGGCCCCACCCCUGUCCCUCUCCCCUCCGCCCCCCUUCACCUCUCACCACCCCAGCAUCUAACCCCAGUAUCCAUCAGAUCAUCAUCACUUUGUAGAGCUUUGGAUGCAAGGUGCUGUAAAAUGAAGACCAAACUUCAACCUAAUCUCAGUUCUGACCCUUUUUUGUUUUCCUGCUUUUAAUUUGGUGCUUUCAAUAGAGUGUUUCAGCUCAAUCACUUCUGAAGGAAAUUUGAACUAGUUGUUACUUUGACAUCAAGAUGCAAUAUAAGAAGACAAAAUCUUCUGGAAGUAUCUGACAUGACAAUAUGGAUGCCGCAGGUUAUCAUGUAAUGUGUGAAUAAUUAUGGAACUGCCUACAGAAAAGUUUGCUGUAUAUAUGAAAUAGUAUCUGCAAUAACACAUUUGCAAUGAAAGUGUUCAGGUAGUUGAAACCUGACGAAUAUUGACACAAAGAUCCUUUCUUUAGUGUACAGAUUUAAAAGAGACCAGUUUUGCUCCUUCUCAUUUCCUCGAGUUGUGGCAAAACAUUUUUCUAUUUUGGUACAUCUUCAGCUUCCAUUAACAGGGUCCAACAGUCUGGUAAAACGUCCGGAAUGCAUAGAAAAAAGGACUGAGGAAAAGAGAGUAUUAAAAUCAGUUGGCCAUAGAUGUCAACUUUUUGUAUAAAUGUGUAUAAAUAUGUGAAUAAUCAAAUAUUUUGUUAGGUAUUAAUCCUGUGUUUCUCUCUUGCGUUUAUCCGAGGGGUCUGAUGUCUGUAAAUAUGUUUAUUUUUUCCAUAUAUCUUUUAGCUUGGACUGAACUUUUUGAGUUUGAAAAAUAUUCUUUAAAUCAUUGGGAACUAUAUCAGCGCAUUCAGGCAUCUUCCAUAUUUUGAUUCGCUUAUCGCUUAAAGAAAUAGUUCACUCAAAAAUUCAUAUUUGCUGACAAUUUAAUCAGCCUCAGGCCAUCCAGUAUAGAUGAGUUUGUUUCUUCAUGGAUCCUCUGCAGUGAAUGGGUGCCGUCAGAUUGAGAGUCCUAACAGCUGAUAAAAACAUCACAAUAAUCCAGAAGAAAUGGUAUAAAGUUAAAAUGCCUUAAAAGAUUGAUUUGUUCCUUACCAACAAGCAGAUUUUUGCUUUAAACGAUGUUUAUUGAUGGGCUGGAGUUGUGGAUAACUUGUGAUGUUUUUAUCAGCUGUUUGGACUCUCAUACUGGCGGCACCCAUUCACUGCAGAGGAACCGCUGGUGAAUAAGUGAUUUAAUGCUAAACUUCUCCAAAUCUGUUCCAAUGAAGAAACAAUCUCUUCUAAAUCUUGGAUGGCCUGAGGGUGAGAAAAAAUGAUCAGCAAAUCUUAUUUUGUGGUUGAAUAGUCAUUUAAAAAUAUGUACUGUAAAAUCUAGAUGUCUCACCUCGCGUCUACAAUCCGUUGUUGUAGUAGACGCUAAGCACUUUCAGUUAAAAGUCCACAUCGAAAACUGACCUAGAGCCUUAGAAAGUAUCCCGUCUGAGGCAAGACGGUUUUGAGUAAUGACACAGUGUCAAAAUCAAACCG